CACCAUCGCUUGUGUGAGCAGUCAACUCUCGGAUGUAAACGAGACGAACCAAUUUUGCCGAAAAGAACAAUCUGUCGGACAGUGCAAGAAAAAGAAGACGACCUCCAUUUUCACGAAGGAAGUCGCGCAGUUCGUGCGAAGAAGUUGUAGGAACCCCAUUACUCAACGACGACCGUGGAACUUUAGGCGUUAGUUCAGCAGUACUCUAAAUCCAGCAGCAGCCGCAAACAACAACGAUGUCGAUGAUUUCUGCCCGUCUGGCGGCCUCGGUGGCCCGCAGCCUGCCCAGAACCGCGACCCAGGUUGCCAAGAUUGCCGUUCCGGCCGUUUCGGUUGCCGCUCGCAACUUCCACGUCUCCACUGCCAACCGUGGCGCCGAGAUCUCGGCCAUCCUCGAGGAGCGCAUCCUCGGAGCGGCCCCGAAGGCUGACCUGGAGGAAACUGGCCGUGUGCUGAGCAUCGGUGACGGUAUUGCCCGUGUGUACGGUCUGAAGAACAUCCAGGCCGAUGAGAUGGUGGAGUUCUCCUCCGGCCUUAAGGGCAUGGCCCUUAACUUGGAGCCGGAUAACGUCGGUGUGGUCGUGUUCGGUAACGACAAGCUGAUCAAGGAAGGCGACAUCGUCAAGCGUACCGGUGCCAUCGUCGACGUGCCGGUCGGUGACGAAAUCUUGGGCCGCGUCGUUGAUGCCCUCGGUAACGCCAUCGACGGCAAGGGCGAAAUCAAGACGAAGCAGCGCUUCCGUGUCGGUAUCAAGGCCCCGGGUAUCAUCCCGCGUGUGUCCGUGCGCGAACCGAUGCAGACCGGUAUUAAGGCCGUCGAUUCGCUGGUGCCGAUCGGUCGUGGUCAGCGUGAGCUGAUCAUUGGCGAUCGUCAGACUGGUAAGACCGCUCUGGCCAUCGAUACCAUCAUCAACCAGAAGCGCUUCAACGACGGACAGGAUGAGUCGAAGAAGCUGUACUGCAUCUACGUCGCCAUCGGUCAGAAGCGUUCCACCGUCGCCCAGAUCGUGAAGCGUCUGACCGAUUCCGGUGCGAUGAACUACACCAUCAUCGUGUCCGCCACCGCUUCGGAUGCUGCCCCGCUGCAGUACCUGGCCCCGUACUCGGGCUGCGCCAUGGGUGAAUACUUCCGCGACAACGGCAAGCACGCCCUGAUCAUCUACGACGAUUUGUCGAAGCAGGCCGUGGCCUACCGUCAGAUGUCGCUGCUGCUGCGUCGUCCGCCAGGUCGUGAGGCCUACCCGGGUGAUGUGUUCUAUCUGCAUUCGCGUCUGCUGGAGCGUGCGGCCAAGAUGAGCCCGACGCUCGGUGGCGGUUCGCUCACUGCCCUGCCGGUCAUCGAAACCCAGGCCGGUGAUGUGUCCGCUUACAUUCCAACCAACGUCAUCUCGAUCACGGACGGACAGAUCUUCUUGGAAACUGAGCUGUUCUACAAGGGUAUCCGACCGGCCAUUAACGUCGGUCUGUCUGUGUCGCGUGUCGGCUCUGCUGCCCAGACCAAGGCCAUGAAGCAGGUCGCCGGUUCGAUGAAGCUGGAGCUGGCCCAGUACCGUGAGGUGGCUGCCUUCGCCCAGUUCGGUUCGGAUCUGGAUGCCGCCACCCAGCAGCUGCUGAACCGUGGUGUGCGUCUGACCGAGCUGCUGAAGCAGGGCCAGUACGUGCCGAUGGCCAUCGAGGAGCAGGUCGCCGUCAUCUACUGCGGUGUCCGUGGCUACCUGGACAAGAUGGACCCGAGCAAGAUCACCAAGUUCGAGCGUGAGUUCCUGGCGCACGUUAAGACGAACGAGAAGGCGCUGCUGCAGCAGAUCGCCUCGGAGGGCAAGAUCUCGGACGAUGCCGACGCUAAGCUGAAAUCCGUCGUCACCAGCUUCAUGUCCACCUUCUCCGCCUAAAUGGUGCUGAAGUUCCGUAUAGUUCCCGGAGCAUCAAAUCGUUUUUUUGUUUACAAAUCCCUUCUAAGAAGAGAGCGACAGAGAAAGAGGCAGGACACAGCGCGGCCUCUGGCAAAACCAACAUACAUACACGGUGGUGACAUAAGAUCUUGGCGAAAUGAUGUAAGCAGCUGCAAUAGGGAAAGAGAGAAUGAACACGCGCGCGCACUAGGCUUUGUUUUCUGCCUGCCAUCAUCAGUAAGUGAGCAGAAAGUUUCGUUUUAUUAAUAGUCGCCCAUUUUACUACAAAGCCGAAUGAAUGUUUAGAAUACACACAAGUGCGAAAGUUGGCAAAAUAGAACAUCCUACCACGAUAAAGAUCCGAGGGCGGCACGAACGCGUAUUAGGGAGACACACGUAGAUGGAAGAAUUUAAAUAAAGCGAGCGACAGUCAUUUCCCAGUAGCCCCAGACAAACCGGUAAUGAUAAUAAUGCUGUGUAACCCACCCUUUGGGCUGUUUAGGACGCUGGAAUGACUGAGACAAAAAAAUCGAA
Messenger RNA from Anopheles gambiae (African malaria mosquito), 2426 nucleotides. It is a transcript of the gene blw, whose product is annotated as ATP synthase subunit alpha, mitochondrial. Gene Ontology annotation, molecular function: proton-transporting ATP synthase activity, rotational mechanism; ADP binding; ATP binding. Lineage: Eukaryota; Metazoa; Arthropoda; Insecta; Diptera; Culicidae. Gene Ontology annotation, biological process: proton transmembrane transport; proton motive force-driven ATP synthesis. Bases 237 to 1892 code for a protein of 551 amino acids. The transcript is spliced from 4 exons. The record is from RefSeq and is a predicted model, not a curated record.